Coffea arabica (coffee) is the source of this 2490-nucleotide messenger RNA. RefSeq names its product protein MAIN-LIKE 1. Gene Ontology annotation, biological process: meristem development; meristem maintenance. The record is from RefSeq and is a predicted model, not a curated record. NCBI's taxonomy places the organism in Eukaryota, Viridiplantae, Streptophyta, Magnoliopsida, Gentianales, Rubiaceae.
AGGAAAAAGGGUAACGAAAGUGGACCGGUAAGUUGGGUUUCUUUGGGCCUUGUUCGUAGACAUUUCGGUUCUCCCUCCAUUUUUUCCGAUUCUCACUGGAUUUCUGGUUCAUCUCUACUUGCGCAGUCAGACCGGCGGUGGUGGAAGUGACACCAGCAGCUGAAGCUGCCUACAUGUCCCCAUCAUAUGAUUAUGUCAACUAGCAUUGUCUCUGAGAACAAAAGAAGUAGAGGACGAAGAGGCCGUCAAGGAAAUAGGAAACGGCCCUGUGGAGAUGAGUCUACAUCUGGCCAGGAUCUUGGUUCAGAAAAAGCUAAUGGCGAAGUUUCAGGACUGAAGAAGAGAAAGCCCUCAAAGAAGGUUACCGAAGAUGUUAUACCACCUGAGCAGAGAGGCAUCCCUGAUACACCACUGCUUCAUAAUUUGGGAAAGCACCCUUCAAUAUAUGCAAGGCUUGGACGGGGUACUUUAACCCAAAAUCUUAAUUUUCGGGGCGCUUGGCCUACUGCACUGGGAUUGUAUCGUCAGGCACAUGACCAGUACAAGGAACUUUUUGUUGCAGCUGGAUUUGGAGAUUUUCUAAAGAUUGAUCCUGUGCACAUACCACAAGCAUAUCUUGUGGCCUUAAUGGAGAGGUGGUUUAGUGAGACGAAUACAAUUCACCUACCCUGCUGUGAAAUAGGUCCAACGCCUGUUGACUGGGCGAUGGUUACUGGCUUGCAAUUUAAAGGUGAAUCUAUUAGGUUUAAUCAUCAAUUUGAGAUGAUUAAAGCUCUGGAACUUCUUGGAGUUGAGAGUGCAGCUGUCACAGAGGGAAAGAUUCGUCUUAGUAGCAUCACACCUACCAUGGAGGAGGUAAAGAUGGCCCCUGCAAAUAAUGAAGCAAAGUCAGUGAUGUUCCGCCGCCUGUUCCUUUAUGUUGUUGCUAGUUGUUUCUUUAACAACAAUCGAUCUGUCAUUAAUCAUCAGCUUGUCAAAUAUCUGGAGCAUAUUGAUGAGGUUGGAAACUACAACUGGGCUGCAAUCACGUUUGCCGCAUUUCUUGCUGGGAUGAGGAGAAAGGUCACUGGAGAGACAGGAGCCUUUACGGGCUUCUGGCCUUUUCUCCUGUUCUGGGCUUUUGAGUACUUGGAUAUCUUUCGCCCAAAUAUUGUUGAGGCUGAUGUGUUUCCAAGAGCCAUUCGCUGGAGUUGUCCUAAUAUUCUGUCCUCUGCUGACUUCUCUGACCUCUUUGCUGCCCGUUGCCAGUUGGACUACAUUGAAGAGGCUCAGGUUACCUGGCAACCUUAUUUAGCAAGUUCAGAAUUUGGUUCAACUGACAUGGUACAGGCAGUGUCUCUUGCCCAGAAGCGGGCCCCUUUUGAGAGCAUCGACACCUGGGAAUACUAUCUUGGAGAGAGGUGUAGGCGGCAAUUAGGUUUUCCCUGUCGAGUGCCUUUCCCACCUCCAGACAGGAUGCAUGGUACCCAUGAUCUAACACCAGAGGAUGAGGUAGGUGUAGGGAGACCAGCUGAUAAUCUUGUGAUGGAUGAAAAUGUAGACUACUCCUCAUGGUUCGCUGUUCACUCAGUUGGAAAGAUUGUUGAUCUGAGUCGGUUUCUGGGUGGUGUUGAAACUGGGGCCAAAGUAUUAUCCCACUGGGUGGCUGCCCACCAUCCAGAUAUACUGCUUGUUCAGCGUUCUGACUAUGAGUCAAUGGCUGAGGCCUAUGAUGCUGCUGUUGCUGAGUGUCAAAUGCUUAGAGCAAAGCUGGCUCAGGCUGAAUGAGAUUCCUAGGCAAGAUGUUCUACUGCAGAUUGUUGGAUUGAACUGAGAAGGAAAGCCCCAACGUGGGAUGAGGUAAUCUCACGGCUUUAUGUAUGAUGCUUCAUUCUGCAUCAUUCUUCUUUAUGGGCUUAUUGGUUUCCUGCAGGCUGAUAGUAAAAAAUUCGUGCUGCUUGAACAUGGAGCAGAUGCCUGGGGGUUUGAUGGGCUACAGCCUUUCUAGACUCUUUAGAAAUUCUACUGGAGUAUAAGCACUUGAAAGUGAUUCUCGAGUAAAUGGUGUCAUCCAUCAAAGGUGGCCCUUUGGAAAUUGUUUGGCUCAUGCUCUCAGAACUUCGACAGAUGUUGAAAAUGACUCUAAUUGUGAGUUAAUUGCCUGGCAAAAAGGCAGCUAUGAAAGUUGAAUAAUGAAUGAUCCAAGACCAUGAGACUGAAUCCCUACAGUUCAGCGACGGUUGAGGGAGCCAAUUGUAAUAUCCGGCCAACCUCCAGCAGAAAAGUAACGCAGUACUCUAGUUAGUUACGUUUUUUGUGCUAUCCAAUUCAUUUUUCCUUAAUUAAAAGUCUAACCUAAAAAGCACCAUUCUUUUUUGAAAGCUGCGAGUAGGGUCCUCGUCCCUCCAAUCCACAUGUUCUUUGAAACUUUUUGUUAGCAAUUACAACUAGUGAUUGGGCCAUAGAAGUGGAAGUGCUACUUCACUAAUGAAUGAUUAUCUUAAUUAAGCA